This is a messenger RNA of Cyclopterus lumpus (lumpfish), 2949 nucleotides long. It is a transcript of the gene tsku, whose product is annotated as tsukushi small leucine rich proteoglycan homolog (Xenopus laevis). The transcript is spliced from 3 exons. The coding region runs from base 512 to 1558 and encodes 348 amino acids. Lineage: Eukaryota; Metazoa; Chordata; Actinopteri; Perciformes; Cyclopteridae. Gene Ontology annotation, molecular function: protein binding. The record is from RefSeq and is a predicted model, not a curated record.
CGGCUCUAAGUAGACUUUGAGCCACGGUAAUCAGUCUGCAUUUGUUCCCCCAUAAGUACCAUGCGGUGAUGUAACCUCAUCCUCUUGCUUAAGGAAAGAUAAAUAACUAACCCCUGUUCGAUAUACCUGAGGGAUUCAAACUAAUGUUCAUCAGAGGAUCUAGAAAGUACCAACAUGCUUACCCCUUUUUUUUGGGUGAAUUUUGAACGAAAGUGCUCGUUUAUUACAUCAAGAAACAUACGCAGUAAAGCCCUGGGGCUGUGUCUUUAACGCACACUUUGCCAUGUCAUGCCCGCGCCACUCGACCCAUGAGUGCUUAUUUAUACCUGUUGCACAACUCUUAACCUCUGUCCAAUUUUUUCGAACUCAUGCCAGUGUUAUGUGUGUUUGUGCGCACACUGCUCACGUCGCUAAAGUCGUACUGGGCGAGCUCUCUUCAGCUCUCAUUCACACAUAGACGGACGACAGCCGCGGCAAAACGCCUGAAAAAACACUCUUGUUUGAAAGCACAAUGGCACUCCUCCUGUGCCUUGGCCUGUCGCUGCUGGCCUCGGUCCAGUCCAGCGCCGUCAAGAACUGCCACCACGGCUGCCACUGCGAGGUGGAAAACUUUGGCCUCUUCAACAGCUUCAGCCUGACCAGGGUGGACUGCCGGGAGUUGGGACCCGACACCUCCAUGCCCAUCCCCAUCCCACUGGACACCGCCCACCUCGACCUGUCCUCCAACGCCAUGGGCCCGCUCAGCGACACCAUGCUCGCCGGUCCGGGCUACACCACCCUCGUCAGCUUGGACCUGAGCAGCAACCUGAUAACGAAGGUAACACCCAAUGCUUUGUCUAAGCUGCGUUACCUAGAGACUCUUGACCUGAGCCACAACAACCUGGAGAGCCUCUCCCCGAGCUGCUUCUCCGGCCUGCCUCUGGUGGAAAUCGACCUCAGCCACAACAGCUUCCAAGAGUUCGACAUGGACGUGUUCGCUACUAAAGUUAACGGCGAACCUGUCAGCGUGGAUCUGUCUCAUAACAAGCUUGUGUCGGUCUCGACGACUCUGCACGGACGAGUUUUACACAUCCAGAGCCUAAAUCUGUCGUCGAACCGGCUGUUGCGCGUACCGAGGCUGGCGGGGCUUUCGCUGAGGUACCUCAAUCUUGAUGGUAACCCCAUCGCAGGGAUUAAGGAGGGAGCUUUCGCUCAGCUGAAAGAUCUGGUUUAUUUGUCCAUCAGCGGCCUCCAUGAGCUCCAGGAGAUCGAGCCGUACAGCUUCAGGGGCCUCCAGAGCCUGCAAGUUCUUGAUCUCUCAAAUAACCCGCAGCUUAAGGCUCUGAGCCCGGCGGUUUUCACAGGACUGGACUCCCUGCAGGAGCUGAUUUUGUCUGGCUCCGGUGUGGCGUCCUUGCCAAGUAACAUGCUGACCCACCUGCCCAGUGUUAAGAGUAUUACACUGGGACAAAGCAUCCACUGCUGGCGGACCCAGAAACAGGGACAGUUCCACCGACAACUGGGCCAGGUCCAACACAACGAGGUGCUGAACUGUAACGUGGAGGGCAUCGUGUCGUGAAACGGCGCCUUUUAUUUGGAAAUGGACCGCUCCUUCAGAAUAUACUCCCAUCAGAAGUGCUUGUCGGAUGGUUAGAUAGUUUCAGACCCCCCCCCCACCCCCCCAACAACACUCUCCGAUGUUGGAUACCGAUAACAAACACUUGUGAUUUCCGGCACGGUCGCAGAACCAAGUUCUUAAAAGAGUAUUCCUGAUGCCAGAGAUGUGCCUUAUCUGCUUUUGAUAUGCAAAACCCCUUUUUUUUUUUUUUUUUUUUUGUGUGUGUGUUACUUUCACUCAAUGACCUCUGUGCCAAGGUGUGCCUUUUUGGAGUAUGUCUUAAUGAUCCUUAUGAUACAGACGUAUCGGUACCUUUUUGGAAUAUACGAUGGCCAAUAAUCCAGCAUUCCACACGGCUUGGAUCGAUUUCUUUCUUGUAUCCUAAAACGACCUUUCACGAAGCCGAAACGUUGAAGUAGUGUCGGUGCGUUAUGUACAUCGUUUAAAGUGGGACCAUAUUAAGAGCUAUUUGCACUUAUUCCAGUUGCAAUGUUUUUUGUGGUUAUUUUAACACAUGACCCAAACGUCAUCCAGCGCAAUACCAACACCGUGUGUGCUUUUGCUCGUAAUAUCCACACGGAAGUUGACUGUUGACCACUAUGAUUUUAUUAUUUGACUUUGAAUGUGACGAAAUGAUCAAAGGGGGACACAGUUGGACAUUUUGGGGAAACUCUAUAUUUCUAGCCGAGAGUUAAAUGAGAGGAUUCUCGUAUUUGUUUGUUCAAUGUUUACGCUACAACCAGCAGCCUGUUGGCUUCACUUAUUAGACUGGGAUCUCUCGGCCUUGCAGAGACUUCCUGGAGUCUUUUCCAUCAUAUUAGCUGUUGUUGUUCUUCAGUUAAACCAGGUCAGCUGCUCCCCACUCCCCUCCCCCCUCCGGUCCCAUUUCCUUAACUUAAUGCUGAACUUAUCUACUGGCUGUAGUUUUAUACUUACAUGCAGACAUGAGAGUGGUAUCAAUCUUCUUAUUUAACUCCCGCCAAGCUAGCUAAUGUGCGUAUUAUAUAUUAUUGUAUUGCACUCGUGUGUGUGUGUGUGUGUGUGUGUGUGUGUGUGUGUAUAUAUCCCAAAAAUGUGUCCAAUCCAAGAACCAGAGGUCUGUAGCUGUCCGGGGCAAAGGUCUUUUCUUGUUACACUCACAAAAGGACCAUUUCUUUACUUGAAUUUUUCUUCUCUCGACAACCAGCCCAAACCUGACAUCUUGUGCACAGUUAACCUUCAUGCUCCGUUUAAGUGUCCAGCCGUUGAAAAAAGUAGGUCCACAAACCCUCCGACACGGUGUUAUGUUUGUCUUUUGACGUUACCCAACGGGAGCAAACAAGCCGUGACCACGUUGACCGGUAGUUUGUUUU